AAGAAACCCUCGGUCACAUCCUGAAUGCGAGCUCCUGCAAGGAGCACUGUUCCAGAAAUUAUUAGAGCAAGGCACGAUGGCCUCCGGGUCUCUGGGAUUUCCCUGACCACCAGCAAAAUACUGAUGAACUACAUCAGCCAGGAGAAGGCCAUCCCCAAGGAGAUUUUGCACACCAAUAAGGUCUCUGCUAAAGCCAUACAGAAACUGGGCACAUUCUAUGUUGGCACGGUGCAGGAGAGCACAGAUGCUCCUAAACUUCUGGUCUCAAAACCACCGUUUCUGCUGUUACCAGAUGAUGAGGAUGGAGCCAUUCAUAUCCCCUGCACUCCAAAGUUUGAUGUCCAUCAGGGUAUGUUGGGGAGAAGAGUUGUUGGGGUCCCCAUCCUACUCUUUUCCUUUUAG
Pelodiscus sinensis (Chinese soft-shelled turtle) is the source of this 402-nucleotide messenger RNA. The record is from RefSeq and is a predicted model, not a curated record. NCBI's taxonomy places the organism in Eukaryota, Metazoa, Chordata, Testudines, Trionychidae.